UCUCUUUUGCGCUCAAACUUUCACCAUCCAAACAUAACCUUAAGCAGUGAAUUGGGGAGCCUGAUUUUCAAAGUUCAAAGAUUGCAAAGGUGGCUUCGGCCGUCGCAGAACCCUAACUGUGACUCCUUUGCCGUUCGUCGGAUAGCUGGCCGCCGUGACUAGUGACUUCUUCUUUAUAUUUACAGGCACACAUUUGUUUUAAGUAAUAACUUGUAUUACCUUCCUCUCCAAAAAGGCUGCAGCACAACACUACACCAAAUUUUCUUCCUUCUACACAGUGCAAAGCGACACUUUCCUUUCUCUCCUAAAGGCUGCAGCAUAAGAAGGAGACGCGUGUGAACAGCAGCACAGCAGGGAGAAGCGGUCGCACAGUGAUUAAGUCAAGAAGGAACACAAAAGCGGAUGCAGAAGUGAAACCUACAUUAGAUAAAUCAUUCAAUCGAAAAUCCUGAACAGUAUGAAGACGCUGAACAGUAUGAAGCCGCCAGGACUGGCUUCUAAAUUGAAAAGGAAAAGGGAAGAAGGUAAAGGCAAGAAAAAAAAGAAAAGAGGUAACAAGGAAAAAAGCAAGGUUGUAGACAUCCGUGAACCUUAUAACAUGCUAGAGGAUGACCAUAAUGAAGGAGAAGGGUUUGACAAUGAGUCUACUAAAAGCAAAGUUGUGGAAAAUUUGAGUCAAGAUCCUGAUGAAAAUGAUUCUGGAUUAACAGAAGGUUCUGAAAUCGAAGAUGUUGAGUUUCAUUCCGAUGAAGAGGAUAUUGGAAUUAAUGGUCAAACAGCUUAUGAAGAUUCAACGCAUUUGAGCUUUUUCGAUUUACAUUUGCAACAUAGUUUAUCGAAAGAAGAAAUUGACUGCAAAAGUAACGUGAAAUUUAGCUGGGAGACUCCAGCGAUUGGUAUGAAAAAUUGCAAGUGGAUAGGAACUGGAAAGAACAUUAUGGAGGAUUUGGAUAUCAAUUCUUGUCACGGUCUCAAGGAAAAGUUGUCUGAACAUUGGAUGGAUGUCUAUAAGACAUCUGGGGGCAAAGAUAUGAGUUCACCUAAACAAAGCAUAUUUUUCUCCCUUUGCAGCAGUUAUCGGGAUAUACUUUACUGUAAUAAGAGGCCUUUCUAUCUCAAAGGCCUUGAAGAUGCAAGUAUUAUGGAUGCUUACAUAAUGCAUUCUCUCAAUCAUGUCUUCAGAACUAGAGACUCUGUGAAAAAAAAUGAUGCCAAACUGACCAAGCUUAAAGAGUAUACUGAAAGUGAUAAAUUUCGAGAUCAAGGUUUUACCCGACCUAAGGUUUUAAUAUUAUUGCCACUAGCAAGUAUUAUGUACCGUGUUGUAAAGAGGCUUAUACAUCUUACGCCUUCAGCUUACAAGGUCAAUGUUGAACAUAAGGAUCGAUUUACCACUAAAUUUGGAAGUGAAGAAGAUACAGGUGAUAUAGAAAAUGUUGACGAGUCCGAAAAUUCAAAAGCUCAUAAGUCUUCCAAAGCAUCUGACUUUCAAAUGCUUUUUGGUGGAAAUAAUGAGGAUGACUUCAUGAUUGGCAUCAAAUUCACAAGGAAGACAAUCAAGUUGUUCAGUGAUUUCCAUACCUCAGACAUUAUUAUUGCUUCAGCACUAUGCUUGGUUAAUAAAAUUGAGGAGGCCGGGAUUAAUAAGGAAAAAGAUGUAGAUUUUCUUUCAUCCAUAGAGGUUUUGAUUAUUGAUCAUGCAGAUGUAAUAUCAAUGCAGAAUUGGUCUCAUGUUCAUACGGUUAUUGAACACUUGAAUCGUUUACCAUCCAAGCAACCUGGUACAGAUGUAAUGCGCAUUAGACCUUGGUAUAUUCUAUUGUAACUAUCCUAUGUUAAAGUUGUGUUAUUUUUUUUUCUCAUUUAUUAGUGUUGACCCACAAUUUUUUCCCUCGUUUUCAUUUUCUUAAUUUAGCACAGAAAAAUUAUUAGCACUUAAUUAAUUGGAGCUAUUUAUCUUUAGAUGAAGCUAGCAGAAUAAAUUAUAAUGAAGGGUCUGCUUCAAGUCGUAGUGGUGUUUAUUUGGAGAAUUGGAGGUUUUCCAUUUUUAACCAUGCCAUUGUGGUAUCUUGUU
Vigna umbellata (rice bean) is the source of this 2074-nucleotide messenger RNA. Lineage: Eukaryota; Viridiplantae; Streptophyta; Magnoliopsida; Fabales; Fabaceae. The record is from RefSeq and is a predicted model, not a curated record.